Molecule: messenger RNA, 2418 nt
Organism: Spathaspora passalidarum NRRL Y-27907
Lineage: Eukaryota; Fungi; Ascomycota; Pichiomycetes; Serinales; Debaryomycetaceae
Gene: SFL2
Product: Sfl2p
Exons: 1
Coding region: 781-1731 (316 amino acids)
Source: RefSeq, a predicted model, not a curated record
UUACCACUCCACCUCAACAAGGCCGUUUUACGUAUGAUAUCAACUAAUUUCAAUUGCAACAUCUAAAAAUAUCAAUAUUCACUCACUUCAAUCAUGACAAAAAAGACCCAGGCAGAAGGUCGCAUUAAGAAAAAUGCAUUUGUGCAUAAAUUAUAUACUAUGCUUAAUGAUCCUAAAUUAAAUCAUUUAAUAUGGUGGACUCAACAUACUACUUUACCAGAAGGAAAUACCUUUGCAUUGUACCCAGGCAAAGAAUUUGCGGAUUGUCUCACUAGAUAUUUCAAACAUGGUAACGUUGCCAGUUUUGUGAGACAGUUGCAUAUGUAUGGAUUUCAUAAAGUUAGUGAUGGAAAUAAUAAUAGUACAACUACUGAUAAGGACGUGCCACCAGUAUGGGAAUUCAAACAUCUGAGUGGGAAAUUCAAACGUGGAGAUGAAAGCUCCUUGAUUUAUAUUAAAAGAAGAUCAAGUUCAAACACCGCACGAAAUAAUCAUAACAAUCACAAUCAUAACCAUCAUAUAUAUGCAGACGGACAAUAUCAUAAUCAAUACCAACAUCCACAUUUGAUUGCACAUCCGCAUGCUGAGUAUGCAAUCCCUUAUGAACAAUAUUAUCCACCACAACCACAACCAACAUACGCACAACCAUAUGUAUAUUUACAACAACCACAGCAACAAAUACAGCAACACCAAAUACAGCCAUUCCCUUAUCCACCGCAGCAACAGCAGCAGCAACCGCAACCACAACCACUCCCGCAACCUGAAUAUGCUAUACAGCCUAUGCACCAUGGAAUCCCUGCUCCAACUCCUAUACCCGUGGCAAUUCCACAACGGGAAAUAUACUUUGUUAAACAUGACCCACCCCUGUCGCUUGACUCUCCAGCCCUGAGCUAUACUCCCAAUUUACAAUUUAGGAAAAUAUGGGAUGAUAGCAGCAGUAAUUCAAGACCAAGGAAUGCAUCAUAUUUCGACCCCUUGGCACUGCCUGGUGCAGGAGGAGCAAUUGCUGUAGGAAGUGGUGGUGGAAAUUUCACCAUUCCAAGAAACAGCUCCGUCAACUCAAGCUAUUCAACUGAUUCAAAACAAUCAUAUUUGCCACCACCUUUGGCCACUGGAAUCAAUAGAUCAACAUCAUUAGUUAGCCCAUCUACCCCUGAUCCAGGAUCAGUUUUACCCAUGGCUGCCCCAACAAUCCAACAAAAUCAACAGCAACCACCACGAAGCAUCCCCAAUGAUUUUCAUCCAACUGCUACUAAGAAACCAUCAUUUUAUUCACAAACACGCCCAUCUUUGAGUGAUUACUCCACCACCAAGAGCCUUCCUUCAAUUGGUUCCAUUACUUCGAUAAACUCGAAUGCAUCGUCGGUAUUUUCAAAUAAAUCUUCGAUUUCCAGUGUCACGUCAUUACCUCCACCACCAUCCGCACCUACAAAUUCGUCACUCAAUAAAAUACUUACCCCUACACCCACCACUCGUCCCCCUUCAACCCCUUUACCUCAAGACAAUUAUUCAAACACUACAAAUGCCAACAAUAUUGUGCCGGUAUACCCUAGAGUAAGAAGCUUAUCACCACAAUCAAUGUUGACUAAAGAUAACGGGGAUUCUCCCAAACAGCAGAUGGGAGUUCCACAACCACAGAAACAUAGAUCAUUAACCAGCUCCCCCUUAUCGAAAGAAAAAAACAGUAAAGUAUCGGUCAAUUCAUUAUUGGAUGAUUCAAAAGUUUUGUAAGUAUACAAGUUGGCAAUACAUACACACACACACACACAUUACACAUUAUUAUAUAUAUAUUUUACAUGAUUUUAUGCUAGAUGUUUAAAUAAAGAACAGUUUGUAUUUUUAAAAUGGACGACCUGAUUUUUUAAUUUUAUGCUGUAGUAUACCACCCGUAGUUUUCUUUACUGAUCGUGCUCGAAGCUGAGAAAUUUCUUCAUCAUCGGAGUCGUCGUCGUUGUUGUCGGCUUGCUUCACCUCUUGUUUCACUCUCUCCACUUUUUUCCGCACUGUUUCACGCAGAGUAUUCCUCAUCUUGUUCAUUAAUGCCAUCAUGGGCUUGGAUGUAGGUUUCCUCAUCUCCUUCACCUGUUGCUGUUGUUUGGUACUCUUCAAAUCGGAACUUAAAAACUCACCAAUAGUACUACUGCUGCCAUUUUUGCUAGAUAGCCCAGCACCCUGGGAGAUAACAGGAAGAUUCAUAAAUGAAUCGUCAUCAUUGGUCUCUGGUGUUGGAUUUGUAGAUCGACAUGGUUGUAACCAUGAUAAUGCUCGUUUUUCGCUUUGGGAAAGAGCUAGUUGGAACUGAGCUUGGAGCGAUUGUUUCUGCUGUAUCUCUUUUCGUCUGUUCUUGGACAUUGUUACUAUAUGAUUAGGUGUAUUCUUGUGCUAUAUUCUAUACCCCAUCUCUUCUCUGGACUAAUC